Messenger RNA from Alexandromys fortis (reed vole), 3773 nucleotides. It is a transcript of the gene Znf618, whose product is annotated as zinc finger protein 618. The coding region runs from base 102 to 2867 and encodes 921 amino acids. The transcript has 14 exons. The record is from RefSeq and is a predicted model, not a curated record. NCBI's taxonomy places the organism in Eukaryota, Metazoa, Chordata, Mammalia, Rodentia, Cricetidae.
GGAGGCGGCGGCGGCAGUGGUGGCAGCGGCAUUGUGCGCGCGGCGCAGCCCGGCCCGGGAGGAGCAGGACGCGCUGGGGCCGCCUCCUCCCGCACGGACCGAUGAGCCAGCCGGGCGGCGCGGCGGCUCCGCAGGCUGACGGAGCCAGUGCAGCUGGAAGGAAAAGCACUGUUAGCAGGGAGCGCUUGAAGCGCAGUCAGAAGAACGCCAAGGUGGAGGGCCCGGAGCCAGUGCCUGCUGAGACCUCGGUGAGUGCCGAGCAGGGGACGAUGACGGAGGUGAAGGUGAAAACAGAACUACCAGACGACUACAUCCAGGAGGUCAUCUGGCAGGGCGAGGCCAAGGAGGAGAAGAAGGCAGCUGGCAAGGACGGAGCUGGUGAUGUGCCUGCCGAGAUCUGUGUGGUGAUUGGUGGUGUCCGCAACCAGCAGACCCUUGGGUCCUAUGAAUGCGGCAUCUGCGGCAAGAAGUACAAGUACUACAACUGCUUCCAGACCCACGUGCGGGCACACCGAGAUACCGAAGCCACCUCAGGGGAGGGCGCCUCCCAGAGCAACAAUUUCAGGUACACAUGUGACAUCUGUGGGAAGAAAUACAAAUACUACAGCUGCUUCCAGGAGCACCGAGACCUUCACGCCGUGGAUGUGUUCAGUGUGGAAGGGGCUCCCGAGAAUCGGGCAGACCCCUUUGACCAAGGUGUUGUGGCCUCAGAUGAGGUGAAGGAGGAGCCUCCGGAGCCUUUCCAGAAAAUUGGACCAAAAACCGGCAAUUACACGUGUGAGUUCUGUGGAAAGCAGUACAAGUACUAUACGCCCUACCAGGAGCACGUGGCCUUACAUGCCCCCAUCAGUACUGCCCCCGGGUGGGAGCCUCCAGAAGAUCCAGACACGGGUUCUGAGUGUUCCCAUCCAGAGGUCACCUCAUCUCCACGCUUUGUGGCGGCGAAGACCCAGACGAACCAGUCGGGGAAGAAAGCUCCAGCCUCCAUGGUCCGAUGCACCACCCUCUUACACCGCACCCCUCCAGCUACCCAAACUCAAACGUUUCGAACUCCAAACUCGGGAUCUCCAGCAAGCAAGGCAACUGCAGAAAGCACCUUCAGUCGGCGGGUAGAAGGCAAAGCACAGAACCACUUUGAAGAGACCAACAGCAGCUCACAGAAUUCCAGCGAACCCUACACAUGCGGUGCCUGCGGUAUCCAGUUCCAGUUCUACAGCAACCUGCUGGAGCACAUGCAGUCCCACGCAGCGGACAGUGAGAACAACAUGGCCUCCAGCCAGUCCCGAUCUCCACCUGCUGCGGUGGAGGAGAAGUGGAAGCCUCAGGCCCAGAGGAACAGUGCCAACCACACCACAACUAGUGGUUUGACACCCAACAGUGUAAUCCCUGAGAAGGAGCGGCAGAACAUUGCAGAACGGCUACUGCGGGUCAUGUGCACUGACCUGGGUGCGCUGAGCGUGGUCAGUGGGAAGGAGUUCCUCAAGUUGGCCCAAACCCUGGUAGACAGUGGCGCCCGCUAUGGAGCCUUCUCAGUCACCGAGAUCCUGGGCAACUUUAACACUCUAGCACUGAAGCACCUGCCACGCAUGUACAACCAGGUGAAGGUGAAGGUGACAUGCGCCCUGGGCAGCAAUGCCUGCCUGGGCAUUGGUGUCACAUGCCACUCCCAGAGUGUAGGCCCUGACUCCUGCUACAUCCUUACGGCCUACCAGGCUGAGGGCAACCACAUCAAGAGUUAUGUGCUAGGCGUGAAGGGUGCAGACAUUCGUGAUAGCGGUGACUUGGUGCAUCACUGGGUGCAGAACGUGCUGUCAGAGUUUGUGAUGUCAGAGAUCCGGACUGUGUAUGUAACGGAUUGCCGGGUGAGCACAUCUGCCUUCUCCAAGGCUGGCAUGUGCCUUCGCUGCUCAGCCUGUGCCUUGAACUCAGUGGUGCAGAGUGUGCUGAGCAAGCGGACACUGCAGGCCCGCAGCAUGCAUGAGGUCAUCGAGCUGCUCAAUGUGUGUGAGGACUUAGCAGGCUCCACGGGCCUGGCCAAGGAGACCUUUGGCUCUCUGGAGGAGACAUCACCCCCACCCUGCUGGAACUCAGUAACAGACUCACUGCUUCUGGUCCAUGAGCGCUAUGAGCAGAUCUGUGAGUUCUAUAGCCGUGCCAAGAAGAUGAACCUCAUCCAGAGCCUCAACAAGCACUUGUUGAGCAACCUGGCCGCCAUCCUGACACCUGUGAAGCAGGCAGUCAUCGAGCUCAGCAACGAGAGCCAGCCCACCUUGCAGCUGGUGCUGCCCACCUACGUCCGGCUGGAGAAGCUCUUCACAGCCAAAGCCAACGACGCAGGCACUGUCAGCAAGCUCUGCCAUCUCUUCCUAGAAGCUCUCAAGGAGAACUUCAAGGUGCACCCAGCCCACAAGGUGGCCAUGAUCCUGGAUCCCCAGCAGAAACUGCGGCCAGUGCCACCCUACCAGCACGAGGAGAUCAUCAGCAAGGUGUGUGAGCUCAUCAAUGAGGUGAAGGAGUCCUGGGCCGAGGAGGCCGACUUUGAGCCUGCCGCCAAGAAGGCGCGCUCAGCUGCAGGCGAACACCCCACAACUCAGGAGGAUGACCGGCUGGGCAAGAACGAAGUGUAUGACUACCUUCAGGAACCUCUCUUCCAGGCCACUCCUGAUCUCUUCCAGUACUGGUCAUGUGUGACCCAAAAGCACACGAAACUCGCCAAGCUUGCGUUCUGGCUCCUGGCUGUUCCUGCUGUGGGGGCUCGAAGCGGGUGUGUAAAUAUGUGUGAGCAAGCACUUCUGAUUAAAAGGAGGCGGCUGCUUAGUCCAGAAGACAUGAACAAGCUCAUGUUUUUGAAAUCUAACAUGCUUUAAGACUCGACUUUGGGGAAAACAAACAGACAAAAGAUGAAAAGAAAAACAUUAAGAAAACACACACAAUACUGUCACAAAGAAAUUUAAGUUCUAAACACUGUGGAACCUCAUUGUAAAUGCCCCUGGAAACUUAAGUGCUUUUUUUUUAGUGUAUGUGUGUGUGUGCGCGUGUGUGUGUGUGUGUGCACAUGUGUCCACACCCACACAUGUGACAUUGCAUGGGUAAAGGGUGUGGGGAGCUCAUGCUUCAGUGCACAGGCAGAGCACGCACACACACUCACACACACACACAAACCUGGUGUGUGUACACAUGCCUGUUCUCGGGCAUGUGUGCAUUGAGCUGGGUGUGUCAGGAAAGCCGAGAGACUGGGAAAGCGGAUGGUUUCACUUUCCUCGGGCAGGGGCUCAAAGGACUCCAUUUUCAGGUGUGCAGAGUGGGAGAAGCUGAGAUUGUGAAAUAUUCAGGCAGCUGAGUGGCUUGAAGUCCCCUCCCCAUCUCCAGCCCUUCCUUUGCGUUCCUCCGACCCCUGAACCCGUGGCCCCCUCCUCUGCCGCAGCUGCUCAUCAGAUGGACAGUUUCUGCACUGGACUUCAUUCCUUGUUUCACCUUCAGGGCAUUAAGCUGCUGUACCUGUGACCUCCCCCUGGGAUGUCUGGGGCAGCUGCCUUAGAUACACACUAUCUAUCUCCCCAAGUCAGGAAAGGAGACUUGAAAAAUAGAAAACUGAUGUUUUACUUUUUAAUAUAAGAGAGAGAGAAAAAAAAGACAUUUUUUUCCAGAGAUGUAUAGCUGACUCUACACACAAGGUUUUUUGUUUUUGUUUUUGUUUUUUCCUCCAAUGCAAUUUUUUAUCUCUCUGGGGAUUCAGUUUCUUUUCACCUUUGAUUUAGACUGCUGGGAGGCAA